Messenger RNA from Oncorhynchus mykiss (rainbow trout), 1070 nucleotides. NCBI's taxonomy places the organism in Eukaryota, Metazoa, Chordata, Actinopteri, Salmoniformes, Salmonidae. The record is from RefSeq and is a predicted model, not a curated record.
AGAGAGGAGAUGGUGGAAGAGGAAAGAAGGGAGAUCCUUGAGUACAAGAGGGGUGACUUAGAGGAGGAGGAAAAAGAAGAUGACAAGGAGGACAUUCUCCCACCCGAUAAAAGUAUCCGAAGGAGAGCCGUGGGCUGGGUGAAUAAAAAAUGGGAGAAGAGGAACCUCAGAAAGAUAGAGAGAACGUAUCAGAGAGAGGCUGAGGAGGGCCAUAAGAUCGUCCACAUAGCCAUCCCUGGACACACAAGGCUAACAUCCACCAUGACCCGGGCAGAGAGAGAGAGGGAGAAGAGGAAGGAGCUGCUGAAGGCUGAGGAGAGAAGGAAGAAGAUGGAGGAUUUCAAUAAGCAGUGGAGAGAGCGGUCCCUGCUUAAAAAACAGACUCAUCAACAACUGAAGGAGGAGAGGGAGAGGAUGAAGGAAAACUACCUGGAGCAGAUGAAUCUGGAGGCUGAUGCUCAAAUCAACACCCGGUGUCUAACCACCCAACACAGCCACGAUUACAACCACGGUCAGGAGUUGCCCGGGUGGGCCAAUGGCCAACAAGUAAGCCAAGAGCCCACUGGAUCUGCUGAUGGCCACCAGGAAAGGCCAAGGAGGCAACAGGCAUGGGCAGAGAACCAGGAGGGGAGUUCAGAGAACCAGCAGGAGGGGCCAGAGAACCAUCAGGGGGGGCCAGACAGCCAGCAGCUAGAAGCUCCAGAAGAGGCUGAAACAUCAGAGCGAAUAUCCAAGACAAAGAAAAAGCCAAGCAUCUGGAAGAAAAUUAGGAUGAGCCUUCCUGACGUGCUGUCUGCCUAGAGCUGGAACUCGAUGAAGCCACAGUUCCACUAAUGUUACGUUGGUAAUUAAAAGUGUCGCCCAAUAAUUCCUCCUCCUCUUUAAGUCAUCGAGCCACAUUUCCUCCUCAAAACAUUAUAGUCUCCUCAAGCCAGCAAGUAUCCUCUUUAUCAGGCAACAAACCAUCGAAGGUCAGUGACCCUCCUCCCAAGAACAGAGACUCUCAUCUGUAUCCUAGUUAAAUUCAUCUCUGCUUACCACCUCUACAGUCCUAGAAAAUAUCCCAAAAA